Suillus paluster is the source of this 1172-nucleotide messenger RNA. Its product is annotated as mitotic checkpoint regulator, MAD2B-interacting-domain-containing protein. Bases 39 to 1172 code for a protein of 377 amino acids. Gene Ontology annotation, cellular component: nucleus. Lineage: Eukaryota; Fungi; Basidiomycota; Agaricomycetes; Boletales; Suillaceae. The record is from RefSeq and is a predicted model, not a curated record. The transcript is spliced from 4 exons.
AACACCUGCUCAUCACACUCCACGACGAGCAAGACAAUAUGCUAGGCAUUGAAGACUAUGGCAGCGACGUCGACAGCGACAACGAAGCACCGCCAACAAAAGUACCAGCGCCAUCAAAACCCCUGGGUCUAUCUCUCCCCCCACCCAAAUCAUCCGGGUCUUCAAGUCUGUCUCUUCCACCACCAACCAACAUCAAAACAAAACGCCCAAAGAAGAUCGAAAUCACCCUGCCCUCGCUUCCUUCCAAUGACUCCGACACAGACGACCGUCCACCAGCCAAGAAACCCCGAAUCACAUCCAGUAAAGGGGCAGGCGCGUCCUCCCUUCUCAACAUGCUACCUGCGCCUACGCAACCCCUCCCCGUCAAAGCCAAGAAGGGUAAACAACCUGAACGUAUGCUUGGCGGUGGAAAUGGUCCAGGACUGGUGUUCCGUGCGCCAACGAGCGUGCAGGAGGAUGGCGAAGGAGAUGCUGAGGAGGCGCAGGAGGCAUCUACAUCUUUCCUACCUGCUUCGCUCAAGAAGGGCAAAUCCAACGUCGCAUUAGAUCGUGAGGAUUACAGGCUCCCAACUCUGCCAAAGGUCUCCUCUGCACCCGCUGUGAACUUCUUCUCUCUUGGUACCUCAUCUACAAUGCCAUCUACAUCCACGACACCCAGCACAUCUACACCACCCAUCUCCUCCGCUCCCGAGGUCGCCACAUUCACUCCCCCAGCGCCAACACCUACCGACGCCUACCCCGGAUACUACCUCCUCCCCUCCGGCGCCUGGGCCGCUUACGACCAGGUCUACUACGCCACAUUCGUCAAAAAGUGGCAGAAGGACUAUGAUGCCCAGGUACGCGCGCUCGAGAAAGGUGAGGUGGAAAGGGAAGCACAAGACGCAGCCGAGGUCAACAUGCAGGAAGAGAUGGAGAAAGCACGGAGAGAGAUAAAGGAGAGGGAAGACAGGAAGGCGCUUACGGGUAUCAAGACUGGCGAGCAGGAACAGCCAAGGAUGAAUGUACAGGGCGCAAAACUAGGCUCAACAGCCCGGUCACGACAUCAACUAACAACCCUCCUCACGGAUGCAUAUCACAAUCGUGAGGCACUGGAGGAGAAGAUCGCACAAGCGCGGAGGAACAGGAAAGAGGCGGGGAACAAAUAUGAACUCAUAAAUUCUUCAGGUUUCUAG